AUGGAACUUUGUCGUGUCAUUGCAAUUAUUCGUCAUGGGGAUCGUACUCCCAAGCAGAAGAUGAAGAUGGAAGUGAAACACCCAAGGUACUUCUCAUUAUUUCUUCAGGUUUUUUGCUCUGAAAAACAUGGUGGCUACAAGACAGGGAAAUUAAAACUCAAGCGACCUGAGCAGCUCCAGGAGGUGCUGGAUAUCACAAGGCUGUUGUUGGCUGAACUGGAGAAAGAACCAGGUGGUGAGAUCGAGGAGAAGACUGGAAAACGGCAGCUGAAGUCUGUAUUGGAGAUGUAUGGUCACUUCUCAGGUAUAAACUGGAAGGUACAAUUGACUUACUACCCUCAUGGAGUAAAAGCGUCUAAUGAGGGGCAAGGUAAGAUGUAUGAGGCUCUGGCCCCAUCCCUGUUGCUGGUGCUGAAGUGGAAUGGAGAACUGACUCUAGCUGGCCCUGUUCAGACUGAGAAGCUGGGGCAAGCUUUUCGCUGCAUGUACCCUGGAGGACAGGGUGACUAUGCUGGCUUCCCUGGUUGUGGGCUGCUUCGUCUCCAUAGCACUUUCCGCCACGACCUCAAGAUCUAUGCCUCUGAUGAGGGUCGUGUUCAGAUGACUGCUGCUGCCUUCGCCAAGGGCCUUCUGGCUGUAGAAGAGGAGCUGACACUCAUUUUAGUGUAAAUGGUGAACAGUGCCAACAUGAAUGGGCUACUGGACAGCGAUGGGGAUUCCUUGAGCAGCUGCCAGCACCGGGUGAAGGCUCAGCUGCACCAUAUUUUACAGCAGGAUGCGCCCUUUGGCCCUGAGGACUACGACCAGGUCAUGAACAUGCAGUACACGGGGAACCUGGACCUCAUCCCCUUGCGGGGACGGCGCCGCAGGAGGUCGGGAGACCUCCCCCGGCCUUCCCCAGCCAUCGGCCUACAGCCCCGGGCUGUGUCCACCACUCACCUGGCAUCCUGCACACAGAGCCUGUUUGAACAUGAAAGGUGGAGGAAAUUACUGUAUAGAGGAGAGGUGCUGAAUUCCUGGGUUGGAAUCAUCAGCCAUCUGAACUUCCUGAUUGCUCUGGUGACCCCGAAAUCCUGGGACCCCUGA
Mandrillus leucophaeus (drill) is the source of this 1086-nucleotide messenger RNA. Its product is annotated as inositol hexakisphosphate and diphosphoinositol-pentakisphosphate kinase 1-like. NCBI's taxonomy places the organism in Eukaryota, Metazoa, Chordata, Mammalia, Primates, Cercopithecidae. Gene Ontology annotation, cellular component: cytosol. The record is from RefSeq and is a predicted model, not a curated record. Gene Ontology annotation, molecular function: 5-diphosphoinositol pentakisphosphate 1-kinase activity; diphosphoinositol pentakisphosphate kinase activity; inositol hexakisphosphate kinase activity. Gene Ontology annotation, biological process: inositol phosphate biosynthetic process; inositol metabolic process.